This is a messenger RNA of Wallemia mellicola CBS 633.66, 1115 nucleotides long. RefSeq lists its product as hypothetical. The coding region runs from base 388 to 1071 and encodes 227 amino acids. The transcript has a single exon. The record is from RefSeq and is a predicted model, not a curated record. NCBI's taxonomy places the organism in Eukaryota, Fungi, Basidiomycota, Wallemiomycetes, Wallemiales, Wallemiaceae.
UAUUAAGACACCUUCAGAUAGCUAAAAAAGCACUCACUUGUUCUGGUGAGAGUUUGGCUUGCCACUCAGCUGAAUUUAUCUAAGUAUGAAAGCUAUAAGCUGUACAAUGGAUAUACACACAUUCUGAUACCAUAGUAUAUGAAGUACUCUUGAUAGUUCUUAUUAAAGGUAUUCUAGUUCUGUAAAUCCCCGUCGAUAGUGGAGUUGCAAAUCGACGUAACAUCACAACAGCGGUAGACGAACAUUCUAGGCAACACCUAUCAAACUUUUCAAUAAAGUAUAAGGAAUACAAUUGGCUUAUCUAUAGAAACUCAGUCGGCAAAGCGGGCUCCCAUCUCUGACGUAUUUCUGAAAUAACUGAUAUCUUUCAUUUUCGUACAUUCAACAAUGAGAAAUAUUCUACUUUUGAAUCCAAAUUCCUCAAAGGAAGUAACAGGGGGUUUGAGAAAUGUAGUCGCAAGCGCCAAUAACGAGGAAGCCACAAUAACGACGGAAUCAGCACCAGAAGGAGCACCUAAUAGUAUAAAUGAUACAGCCACCGGUGUACAAUCAGCUAUUGAAUGUUACAAAAGAGAUUACACUAAUUAUGACGGUGUUAUCGUCGCUUGUUUUAGUCAACAUCCACUUAUACCGAUGUUAAAAGAGAAGUAUAGAUUUAAGCAGAUUAUAGGCGUAUUGGAAGCUUCUAUUACAGCUGCUCUAUUGUCACCAGCGAAGAAAUUUGGCUUUGUUACUACAUCUACGCACUGGAUAGAUGAAUUUGAGAAUGCCGUGAGGGACACGAUCGGCGCGAGCUCAAGUGAACGUUAUGUGGGCACAACAUGUAGCGAUUUUGCAGUAGUUGAGUUACGCACGGCGAACGAGGAAUCUGUCAACGCCAAGUUGAUCCAGUGUGCUCAAGAAUUAGUAGACAGGGGAGCACGUACCAUCAUACUUGGGUGUGCGGGUAUGGCUGGAAAGUCUGCCCACAUCAAGCAACAACUUCAGGAAAAAACAAAUCAACGUGUGGAUGUUAUUGAUGGAAUUGGCGUUGCUGUCGAUCAAAUGAAAAUGUUAGUCAAGUUGCUGUAAAAUGGAUAAAUUACUAUAAUACACUAAACGUUGUGCCACUUUUA